Messenger RNA from Lepisosteus oculatus (spotted gar), 2665 nucleotides. The record is from RefSeq and is a predicted model, not a curated record. NCBI's taxonomy places the organism in Eukaryota, Metazoa, Chordata, Actinopteri, Semionotiformes, Lepisosteidae.
UUUUAAUGAUACAGCUUUUACACAAAAUGUUACGAACGGGACAUAGGCAUACAGCAGUAUUAUGCUACAUGCAUCAGUCCCGCGAAAACGUGUUGGAAGCAGGUGUGAGACCAGGCUUCAUGCGGGUGACGUCACAUAUGAAGGGAUCUGCCGAGAUGGAGGUGGCGUAAGGAGGCAACAAAUUUGGCCCAAGAAAAUUGUAGAAAACAAAAACACACCAGCUACUCCACAUUCCUCGGCGCCGCUGAGUGCAUUUCGAAUCGAGGAGCGUUCAAAACGUCAACAUUAGGCUUUUCGACCUCCGAGUCUUCCAGAAACUUCCAAGACCCUGAGACAUGUCGGAAGCGAGUCAGGUCCAGGCUGUAUCGCAGCCGCCCGAGCCCGGCUCUCCCGAGACGGAGGAGGCCACCGCCCCGAAGGGCGGCCUGGCCUUCAGCUCGGACCUCAGCCUGGUGGAGAUGACGGAGGUGGAGUACUCGCAGCUCCAGCACAUCAUCUACUCCGAGAUGGAGGUGCAGGACGCCGAGGCGGGCGGGCCGGAGGACGCGAGGUCAGACCUCGCCGGGAGCCACGUCCUCCUGGCCAGCGCCAGCGCCCACGGGGAGGAGGGCGCCCCCGCCGGCUGCUCGGUGCGCUCCAGACCCAACCCUCCCGCCCGGGUGUGUCUGGAAAAGCGGUUCGGCUGCAGCCCCUGCGACAUCAGCAGGCGUCCGGAGACCCAGGCGCCCUCGGGCGCCCUGAGCAAUUUCCUGUCAGGCCUGCAUCACCCGGCAGAGCUGCUGGGAGUGUCCAAGGGCCUGAAACUGGGCAGGACCAAGCUGGCACCCCGGCCCGUGCCCAUAGAGCUCACCUACCCUCUCUAUGGGGCCAGCCUGUGUAACUCGGCCGAGAACACUGGCACCUCCGCACAGAGUAUUGGAAGUUUUUCACAGUUCCUGGAAUCGGCAAAGCACCAGGAGCUGAUUCCAAGGAAUUUCACCUUUAGUUACCAACAAGACACAGAAUCUUUCGAACCAACAGUCCUGACCCAAACCAAGUCCUUAGCCGAACAAGUCUGGGUUAAUCAAGAAGAAAUCUUACAGGCCAGACGCAGGGCGAGCAGCAGGCGCAGCCGGGCCCGCGGGCAGCAGGCGGCCAGCGAGCGGCGCGCCCUCAGCGACAUCCAGAACGUGCUGGCGGCCCCGGGCGGCGAGGCCGCGGACGGCACCCUCAGGAAGAGCAGAGGGUACAGGGAGAACUCGCUUCGCCGGGAGAGGCACAACAGCAUGGAGCGGGACAGGAGAAGGAGAAUCCGUAUUUGUUGUGAUGAGCUGAACAUCCUGGUUCCAUUUUGCACCCCUGAGACUGACAAAGCUACAACACUGCAGUGGACCACCGCGUUCCUCAAAUACAUUGAUGAAGUACACGGAGACAGCCUGAGAAAGGAGUUUGAGAAUGCUUUCUGUGGCAAGACUGGCAAACGCCUGAAGCCUGGCCUGACGGAGCAGCACAUGCCUCAUGAAGAGAGCCCACUGAGCAGCGUGCCAGUGGAGCAGAAAUGAAGUCAAGGACACUGUAUAGAGUAUGUAUUUUUUGCAAAUACUCCAGAAGAGUAUUUUGAUUGCAUUCUUAAUGUACACACUAAAAAUAUUUAAAAUAUACAUUGCAGAAAUCCCUAUCUGUAUGCACAUGGUUGGCUGUGCAUAGUAAGAAAAGAGCAGUCACAGGCUCUAAUCUUGCUGCACUGAUUAGUAGACUAAUGAUGCAUCUGAAUUGUCUGUUGUUCCGUUGAGCUCUAACCAAAAGGAGACCAUUGUGUACAGUUGAAGGACAUCUGGAUCUCCAAUAACAACCAUUGUCUCACUCUGUAGCUGGAGCUCGUGUGAAUGUCUUGCAUACAUAAUUCUUGUCUAUAGUUUACAUAUUUAAAAACAUAUUGAUACAAAAUAAAGUUGUGUGUCUUUUUAUACUGUCUUAAAAACCAAAAACAAGAGCAACAUGAUGAGUCUUUACCCUCCUGUUUCUUCUGUAAUGCUUGUCAUUUUAUUGGGAGACCUGGUAUUUGAGCUGUGACCAUACAGACAUACAUCAGGAUAAUUCUCUUCUUAUAUGGAAGCAUCAUAGGUACAACAGUGGCACCAACAGAUCAAGUUCUGUAGGGCUAAAUAAUGGAGUUAUCAACUUUUAUUCUAAAACACAUUUGAAAUUUUUAGAUUUCUCUUUCACAACACGAUUGUGAAAUAUGAAGGAUAACUAUACAUCUUUUAAUUUCUUGAAUAUGGGGGGAAAAGGAACAUGAAACUGUUUUGCAGAAAAGCUUCCAGAGGUGGCACUGUUUCUCCAUGCUAGAUUUUAAAAGGUAAAGAAAAAUACCGGACAGGUUUUCUCCAGUAGUUUACUACAAUAUUAUUUAUAUUAAUAUAUAGUAAUAUUUUGCAUCUUAAAUGUUAAGUCAAAUUGACUUUUACUUGCAAAUAUAUAUAUAUAUUAAAUAAAGCUAAAUGAAUUGGGUAUUUGUUACACAUUAAAAUGGACAGGUUUGGAAUUAAUAACAUACUUGUAUUUGGUUAAUGAUUAUUGGAGUAGGAUAGGUUCUACUUUUUAAUAGCUUGAAAGCACUUACAUUCUUAAAAGUACUGUAACAUCAAUAGUUUGCCAUGUUCUGUAAUUUAAGAGUAAAGUUUCU